Manacus vitellinus (golden-collared manakin) is the source of this 3418-nucleotide messenger RNA. RefSeq names its product synaptotagmin 9 (gene SYT9). Bases 1 to 1455 code for a protein of 484 amino acids. Lineage: Eukaryota; Metazoa; Chordata; Aves; Passeriformes; Pipridae. The transcript is spliced from 7 exons. The record is from RefSeq and is a predicted model, not a curated record. Gene Ontology annotation, biological process: regulation of dopamine secretion; regulation of calcium ion-dependent exocytosis; cellular response to calcium ion. Gene Ontology annotation, molecular function: clathrin binding; phosphatidylserine binding; calcium ion binding. Gene Ontology annotation, cellular component: dense core granule; membrane.
AUGGCUCUGUUUUUCUCGUUUGCAGAUAUCUCAAUAAGCUUGCUCUCCUUAGUUGUCACAGCCUGUGGUCUUGCUCUGUUUGGUGUCUCUCUGUUCGUCUCCUGGAAGCUGUGCUGGAUCCCUUGGCGAGAGCGUGGUCUGCCAUUUGGGAACAAAGACAACAAGCAGGAAUCGCUGAACUACACAGACACAGAGACCAAUGACCGUGACUACAGUGAGGAUUAUCUGGGUCAGCCUACAGCCUAUCCAGAGUCCUCCAUGAAGAUCAGCCACACCUCCCCUGAUAUUCCGUUAGACACCCAGGCGGGAACGAAGGAGAACUGCGUCCACAAUGCGCGAAUGCACCGGCAGAUCACUGAACCAACCUCUUCUGCUCGGCACAAUUCGAUCCGAAGACAGCUCAACCUCUCCAACCCGGACUUCAACAUCCAGCAGGUUCAGAAACAGGAGCAGCUGACGGGGAUCGGCCGCAUUAAGCCAGAGCUGUACAAGCAAAGAUCGGUGGACACGGACGAUGGCCGGAGGAGUAACAGCAAGGCAUGUGGAAAACUGAACUUUAUUCUCAAAUACGAUUGUGAUUUAGAGCAGCUGAUAGUGAAGAUUCACAAGGCCAUCAACCUGCCAGCAAAGGACUUCUCUGGAACUUCAGAUCCGUACGUGAAGAUAUAUCUGCUUCCUGACAGGAAAACAAAACACCAGACUAAAGUGCACAGAAAGACCCUAAAUCCAGUAUUUGAUGAAGUUUUUUUAUUUACUGUUCCAUACAAUGAUCUGAACACAAGGAAACUCCAUUUCUCUGUAUAUGACUUUGACAGAUUCUCCAGGCAUGACUUGAUUGGCCAAGUGGUAGUGGAUAAUUUUUUAGAUUUGGCAGAUUUUCCCAGGGAAUGUAAUAUUUGGAAGGAUAUUGAAUAUGUCACCAAUGAUAACGUGGAUCUUGGUGACCUUAUGUUUUCCCUCUGCUACCUUCCAACAGCUGGUAGACUAACUAUUACAAUAAUAAAGGCAAGAAAUUUAAAAGCAAUGGAUAUCACAGGAGCAUCAGAUCCCUACGUGAAGGUUUCUUUAAUGUGUGAGGGAAGGCGACUAAAGAAAAGAAAAACUUCCACCAAGAGGAAUACCCUUAAUCCCGUUUACAAUGAAGCCAUAGUCUUUGACGUCCCUCCAGAAAACAUUGACCAAAUUAACUUGUCGAUAGCUGUUAUGGAUUAUGACCGUGUAGGUCACAAUGAGGUCAUUGGAGUAUGUCAAGUAGGCAACGAUGCAGAAAGUCUAGGUCGUGACCACUGGAACGAAAUGCUCUCAUAUCCUCGGAAACCCAUUGCUCACUGGCAUCCUCUUGUAGAGGGCCCUAUUCAGCAGGAAUGUUAUGCAGGUCUUCUGCGCUUGGAUGGCUGCCGAAGAGGCUUCCUCACCCUUUUAACCUAUUCAGCAGAAAUUUGGCAUUCCUGUUGAACUCUUUCUUAGCCAUAUCCUCAGGGGCUAUUCCACAGAGUCCAGUGGGGAAUCAAGUGGGGGAGGGUGUCCAGCGCAUCCAGGCUGUGCAGAGAAAUAUAUACACAGCAUAUCAUUUUGGUUCCUGAAUCAGGAUUAGACUCAGCGAGAGCUUCUGGAACCUCUGUGGCCACAGCCAUAGGACCCUGAAUAUUUGCUGAAUAGGACCCUCAGUCUUCUACUGUGUGAAGAGCUAUUGGUUUCAAGUAGCGUAAUGUUAUCCACUUGUAGCAUUAAUUCUCCAGCUGACACUAUUGCUACUGAUAGAUUAUUUGUAUGGUCGUAAGCAUUACCCAAAUUCAAGUCAUCAUUUCUGUUCAUUAGAAUAACCCAGGUUUUACAAGCAAAAUGAUAGCAAUGGAAACCAACAAGUAUGGGAAGCAGCAACAAAAGUAGUCCUUGUAUUUGCAAAAAAGGUGCAGUAUUGUGAAUGGAUAGCUUUCUAAAUAAUUUUUUUUCAAGAAUGGUUGUCAUCAGGCAUUUAUUUGUUGAUGACAAGUUGCGUCCUCAGUCUCAGUUGGUGCCUCCUUUCACCUACAUGAAAACAAAUUAAUAUGGUUGCUUGAAGAAAUCCUUCAAAUCUGAAAAACUGUAAAAAAAGUUCUGUUGGGUGCGAACAAGAUGCAUAUGGUAUUUGUAAUGACAGUAUGUUCUUUCAGAAAGAAGAUAACCAUCUGUAUAACAUGGAGGUUGUUAGUCCUCAACCUUUGUAGAUGAUAUUCCAGUCAAUGUUUCUUAGUUGUGUCCACAACACUGCAAAAUGUUGGAAGCAUGUCACAGGCGGCAAUGCUUGAUCAUACAAACAAGCACACACACGUGUGCCUGGGCACAAACACACCCUGUGUCAUUUUAAAAUGCUGUUCCAAAUAUAUAGUGCCUGUGAAGACUUCCUUUACUAUUUGUGGUAGAAUUAGCAGGGCUAUUUUACAUGAUGGUAUAUUGUAAAUUCUGACAAAUUCUGACCAUUAAAAGAAAAUAAAUCAAAGCGCUGGACUCUUUCACGCAAUAAAAUCUAUGCCCCAAACCAAGAGACCCUGAGAUAAUUUUUUGCCAGUUAUUUAGCCAUGCAUGGAGUUCUCUCUUCCUCCAAAUUUUUCUAGAGAGAAUUCGAUUCAAGUUUUUACAUAAGAUUUUUCUGUUUAAAAAAUGCAAAUGCAAAGUAUGGGUAUUUUAUACGGUACAGUUGUCUGCUAUUUACUUACAGAUAGGGAGCCCUGGUCUUUAAAUAUAGUUCAGAUAAGCUUAUGUGCACACACAUUGCUUCAUGUCUUGUAUGUGUGGAAUGGUCACCAAGUGUUUUGGAUUUGCAACUUUGCUGACACAGAUAUGCAUGCAUGGAUUAAAGAAAUAUUUAAAAUUCUUACCCCAAAUCUGAAAAAUUAGUUUUAUAACCUAUCAAUGGGGAUCUUUCAGAAAAUAAGGAUUGCUAGUGGGUAAAGCACAGCUUGGCACUUGCAGGAAAUCUUGGAUUUGUUGUGCUGCAGCUAUAAAGCAGAAGCCCUGUAAGUACAGUGGUUUUCAAAAAUCUCGUGCCAUGCUGUGGAGAAUACCAUGGGCAAGGGUGCUUCUGGCAAACUGAACACUUCAAAACCUGCCCAAGCACAGUUUCAGAUGAGUAACAAUUGGGCAUUUAAAAAAAAAGAAAGAAAAACAGACACGAAGUUGCCACAGCAAAAUUAUUUCACUGUGCUUUCAGCUGAAGCUUUGUAUCAGCAGACCAGUGGUGUGAUCCAUUGUGCGUAUCUGCUCCUGCAUGAUCCUCACCUCAGGCAAAGUCCUGCACUCUUUACCCAGGCUCAUGUCCCAGGAGUCAAUAUGGGGAGAUGGGCAUGAGCAAAGGAGGAGGAGCUCUUGCUUUGGGGUGGAGUUCUUUGAUUUCCUGGACAAAUCUUUAUACACGCACCCCUGCCUGGAACGCGGAGCU